This is a messenger RNA of Talaromyces proteolyticus, 1908 nucleotides long. RefSeq lists its product as uncharacterized. The record is from RefSeq and is a predicted model, not a curated record. Bases 131 to 1657 code for a protein of 508 amino acids. NCBI's taxonomy places the organism in Eukaryota, Fungi, Ascomycota, Eurotiomycetes, Eurotiales, Trichocomaceae. The transcript has a single exon.
ACACUGUUUUAUACACAAUUAAGUCUGUGAUAGAGCUCGUUCGGUCACAAACACACUUCAUUGUCUUUCAAGUUUGCUUCCUAUUAAGGUGAGGGCUUCCUCAUCCGCAUCAGUCGACCAAUUGUUGAUCAUGGCUCACCAAGCAGGGGACAUUUUGUGGGAUGCGCUGGCGUCAAAUCUACACUUCUAUCUGCCAGAGCACCCGCUAAAACCGCCAGCGGCAAAUCUAUAUAUUCUGUCCGGCCUUUACCAGGCUAGAGAUAUAGAAGCUUUUAUAUUCACAUUCAUACGCACCAUCUCGGCGCACACUUUACGGGAGCGACAGAAGUACCCUGAGAAAUAUGAUCCUCCGAAUGAAGAAGAUGUUGUUCUUGACAACGAUACAGUAAACAGAAUCAGCCGAACUGUUUACCGAUGGCGCCUAGCUGCAGGCAGCAAUGGGUUUGGAUGGGAUAAGAGCAAUGAGGUGAAACUUACAUCGCAGCCAUGUCUGCAUUAUACAGAUGAGAAUCGGCGCUAUACACAUGAUGUCAAUGAUCCUAGGGAUAGGGAUUAUGACGACGGGUUUCAGUUCAACUGCGACUGCACAAUACCAUUUCGAGAAAGAAAAGCACAUGCGUUUCUCCGUGAAUGCCGAAUUAAUUAUUGCUAUUGUUUUGAAGGUGUAAACAAGGGAGGCUUCUUUAACCUGGAAGUUAUUAAGACACUCUUGAUACAUGGUGAAAUUGAUACGGUUUUGCGCGUUUGUGCCCACCCCGAUGUGAAGUAUGCGAGCUGGAAGUCUGUGCAGAAUUGUGCAUGUAUGGAGGCCGAUCUAGGGUGGAAUCACUUGUAUAGUUUGGCCUUGGAUGCGUAUAUUGUCCUAAACAUCUUGUACUGCUUCCCGAAGCUUCGUGGUUCAAUAUCAGGACGUCAACCCCCUCGAUCAAACGAAUCAUAUGAGCGAGACUAUCGAGAUACCAAAAUUUACCAGGAAAUGCUAUACAAGUGCACAAAAUCACACUAUUCCGAGGUUACAAAGCAUAUUCAUCGACAGUUCUUCGGUAUCAAAGACGAUUACUUUGGUAACUCAUUUAAAAUUCAACGUGGCUUGGAGUGGCCGAUCCUUGCCAAAACUGCUACAUAUCCUCAAUCACCCGACAGGCCGGAUAACCAACCUUUAUUCUCGAUUUUGAGGGGCCUGAGAUCUUGGCGAAUGAAGGCAUUCAUCAAUGACGAUGACUUUCCAUUUGGAAAUGUCCCAUUCGAAAUAUUCUUGAAUUGCGAUGAAGAGGCGCCUUGGGUUCCUCAUAAGUUAGAAGUUGCGGAGUGCUAUCGCACUCUACGUACUAUAGGACUACCUGAUGAGCUGAUAUGCGAGAUUGCCGAACUUGCCUACGGCGCUUAUGGUGAUGAACCUUGGCGCCGACUGCUUGUGGCGCAUGAUCCAUUUCACCCAGAAAACUACGAUGAACUUGUUGGUUACCUGGGCAGUUGCUGGGAUAUUAUGGUCCGGUGCAAUAUCUUUGCGGAGGCCGUAGGUAACCCAAUAAAUUGGCAAUCGGAGUUGAAACUUUGUCUACGACGACUCUUCCGGAGUCCUCGAGGGGACAAUCUUGAUUGGAAUGGGUUGGAUACUGAUAUGGAAGACUUAAUAUUUGAAUUAAUCCAACCAUGAGCCUCCCCAGAGAACAAAAUAUUGCCAAUAGUGUCAUUCGCUCCUACCUCUUCUGUCACAAGAGCUUUUUUAUGGCAAGAAUUUUACGAUUAUUAGGGUUCAGUAUCAGUAGAGGAAAAACCGUCAGUAAUAUAUCUUCAUUUUGUGUCCUUUUUUUUUUGCUACAGUUCAGGAAUUGGUCUUCCUCUCUGCGGAUAAUUCUAUAAGCUGGCGAAGGCCAUUCGAAUGAAUAAAUUGCAGAUAUAUAAGUG